AUGUCGGACCAUGUACGUUGCCCACGCUACUCUCUUCCAUUGCAAAAGCUGACUUGUUACAAAGCCUCAAAGUGGUGUCCACCGCUCUCUUUGGGAGGGCGGAGGUUGGAUGUGCAGCAAUUGCGAAAAGGAUAAUUGGGCUGGCAAUGACUUUUGCGCUCGGUGUGGAAGAGGCCGAUCAUCUAUGUUGACAGCUCCUCCUGAACUUCCUCAAGGUAGUCAACCUCGUCAAGGUAGUCAACCAUCCGAACCGACAGCAAGUAUGACUACAGUACGGGAAUAUGGUGAUCAUGUACGUUGCCAGCACUGUUGUCUUUCUUUGCAAUAGCCAACGCGUUCCAAAGCCUCGACGCGGACUCCGCUGCACCAGUCAUCGUUGGCAGCAAGAAGGAGGUUGGAUAUGCAGCAAGUGUGAAAUGGAUAACUGGCUUCACAAGGAGUCUUGCGUUCAAUGCGGAGAUCGCCAAUUGCCCUUGAGCAUAGUUACUCCUGACACGCUUCUCAUCGACCAACAACCAGAUCAAAGUACCAUUCAGCAAGAUAAGCCCUUACCUGAACAAUACAAUCAGUUUAGGCAGCAAAUGAGACUCGAAUCCCGUCUGAAAGCAACCCAACCACUGCCAAAUGAAGACUAUGAACGCUUACCAACCUUCUCGCCCACAAAGUACUCUUCUCUCUCCAAGGAACGUCUGAAUAGCCUUAUAGGUCAGAGCGAUCGUUGGAGGCAGGAAGGAGGAUGGUUUUGCGACACGUGCGGAGGCUACAACUGGCGUAACGAUAAGUUUUGCAUACACACGGCGGGAAUUGGCCGCUGUGCCAAACGACUUUCCAGACGCAUUCUUCCUGCGAAGGGUCUCUGCGCUCCAAAGCCAGUUGUGAUUAAGCAAGAAGAGGUUGAGGCGCCUGGUGUAAGGGGAGAUAUCAAUGUGCUUCUGCGCAAUGAUACAGCUCCCAUUUUGACACCCACGAAUAUGUCAGACAGAGGAUCUGGUAUCACCUUGGUCGCUGACCAAACAAGAGGAGGCAAUGAUGCAAUUGCCGUUGAGCAUGAUAAUACACGUCCCAUGGCAGAUGCAAGAGUCGGCACCACAUUGCUCACUGCCCGCGCAAGGGAAGAAGACGAUGCAGCUUCUGCAGACUCACUUAACGGAAAUUGUCAAAUAGAUCCCCGCUACAACACCAUCAAAGAUACAGGUACAAGAGCCAAUACCAUUUCUGGAACCGCCUCUACUCGCGCAAGAAACAAAAGAAGGUCCAGAACCAAAGCAACUUUGCGCAAUAACGCACCACCCAAGUCCAUCUCCGCCAAUAAAACAGAUACAAGAGCCAAUACCACGUCUAUCCCCAUUCGGACAAAGAGCAAAGGAAAUACAAUUUCAGUCAACAUGGCAAAAUCAGCAGUAUAUCCCCCAUCAUUCGCUACCCUCUCAAAGAUCUUCGACAAUAAAGCUGCGGCGGAGUCUCCAGAAGAGAGAAAUCGGGUCAGAGGACCAGACUCUACCAUUUCAGUCGAGUCGCGUGAGAACACACCACCGCUCAAAAAGAUCUGCACCAACAAGCCAGGAAUAGGAACAGGAGUCAGUAUCCCGUCAUCCGCAACUCAACCAGACACCACUUCUGCAGAGGACGAUAAGAGGAAGCGCCAGGCUGAGGCUUACGUAAAAUAUAAAUUGAAUCACUCAAUGGAAAUGGAGAAGGUUAUGGAGGGACAUCUGCGUCAUCAGUAUCUAGCCACUGGUUCUUGGCGUAUAUUGUCAGAACGUGAGUUAACAGGUGCUGAUGUUACGGCGAUACUUGAAAGACAGAAGUCUGAGAAGGAGAGGUCACCUGAGGUCGCGAGAUUGGAAGCUGAAUAUAAUGCGGCCAUUCUCAAGUGUUAUGGGAAGGACUCAUAG
Messenger RNA from Hymenoscyphus albidus, 1895 nucleotides. Lineage: Eukaryota; Fungi; Ascomycota; Leotiomycetes; Helotiales; Helotiaceae. The record is from the annotation of a GenBank genome assembly.